Molecule: messenger RNA, 2089 nt
Organism: Aphanomyces invadans
Lineage: Eukaryota; Oomycota; Saprolegniomycetes; Saprolegniales; Verrucalvaceae
Product: TKL protein kinase
Exons: 1
Coding region: 68-2002 (644 amino acids)
Biological process (GO): protein phosphorylation
Molecular function (GO): ATP binding; protein kinase activity
Source: RefSeq, a predicted model, not a curated record
GUUACUCGAAGUUUCGUGCACUGACUCUAGCGCGGCGUGGUCGGUGACUGGUCUGUCGGCACAUGCGAUGGCAGCAUCGCUCGAGCCUUCGCAACUCGUCGUCACCAUCGUCAAGAUAUGCUGCCAAGUGUUGUCGUCGUGUGGCGCGCUGUUCAUGCUCCUGUCGCUGCGGAAUAGCCCGACCACCUCGUCCAAGAUCCUGUGCUUCACCGCCAUGUCCGACUUCAUCUUUUCCACAACAGGCGCCCUCUUCACGAUAGCCCGUGUCCUGGACGUAUCCAACUGGGCAAUCCACAUCUUCCUUGGCGCCCCGCACUGGAGCUUUGAGAUCUCGUCGUUCCUGUGGACCGCGACACUCGUCUUGUACAUCUUGUCGCGGCAAGCGCGCCACCCGUCGUUUGAGAUCGCGUACGCCCAUGCCGUCGUGUGGACAUGCGUCAUGCUAUACAUGGCCCUUGAGUCGUACGCGUUGCUGUGUACCAUCGAGCAACUGAACAAACUGGCGCGCAUCAUUUGGGACGCGUUCGCCGUGGUCACUCUCGUCACUGUGUCGUACGGGCUGUGCGCCGUGCGUGCCCACAAACUUCGCACGGGCCAACUCGGUCAAUCCAUUAUCCUUGGCAAGUUGGUCGGGUACAUGCUGCUUUUCGUCGGUUGCGUCACCCCCAACAUCACGAACGACGUGUUGUCGCUGGCGCUACCGCCAUCGUCCAGUCCCGACACGAACGCGACAUCCGCCGCCGCCUCGGAAGACUCGAUUCCGGCCGACUUGUUCGGCCAAAUUGCGAGCGUGCUAUUUGCAUUGUGGCCGCUCGGGACGUCCCUUGUGUACUCGAGUCGGCUGCCGUGGUGUUCGCCGUUAUCGAAACAACCGUCGAAUCUGAGCCACCGCCAUCAUCUCCAUCUAAUGCUAGGGCCGCAAGCCGCCCAGUCGAGCCGAAACCUGCCGCCUCCCAAGGAGCUCGUCGGUCUCGAGAUCGGGCCGCAGAUCGGACAGGGGAUCGCAGUCGUGUACAAAGGCACGUGGCGCGGCGCGGUCGUCGCGGUCAAGAUGAAAACGCUGUUUGUCGACGACGACGCCCUCGCGGACGCCGCGUUUGUGCAUGAAUGCAACCAGGAAAUCCAAGAGGAAGCGCUCGUGAUGAAGCGGUUGACGCAUCCAAACAUUGUGUUGUUCAUGGAGGCCGGGUUCUACCAUGGGUCGAUUUGCAUUGUCAGCGAGUACUGCGCGCGCGGGUCGCUACGCGACGUCCUGCGGUCGCCGCUGCUGUGGCCGAUGAAGAUUCGCCUCGCGCUCGGACUCGCGUACGGCCUUCAGUACUUGCACAAUUCGCGCAUGAUUCAUCGCGACCUCAAGAGCCCCAACAUCCUUGUCGACGAAACGUGGCACGCCAAAAUUGCCGACUUUGGAACGCUCCGCCUCGCCGAGAUCGUCCGGAACCAGAACCCACAGAUCAAGUCGGUCGAGAUGACCGGCCUCGUCGGGACGACGCGGUGGAUGGCGCCCGAAGUGAUUCAAAGCAAGAAGCUGUACACGGAAAAGAUUGACAUUUACUCGCUGGGGGUGAUUCUGUGGGAAAUGAUCGACGGCAAGGAGCUUCCGUACGAACAACUCCGGUGGAACCACGAAAUCGAGCGCGCCAUCUUGGACGGGAAGCGUCCGUCCAUCGCGCCACACUCAUGUCCGCCGCGAUGGAAGGUCCUGAUCCACCUGUGCUGGCACGUCGAGCCCACCGAGCGCCCGACCAUCGGCGAACUCAUUCGGUCCCUCCAACGCGUCGCCACCGAAGACAUCAAGGACAUUCGCCAUCCCCACGUCCCAUUUGUCGGCAACUUGCAACAAAUGGACUGCGACUACAUCUUAAAGUACACGCGGUGCGACGUCGACUACGACAACCAACACAUGUACGCGACCAACAGCAGCAGCGUCAACACAAUCGCCCUCCUCGAGGACACGAGCAGCAGCAGCAUGGCGAGCCAGUCCGCCAUGUACACCAUGUAACGAAGUCGUCGGCCCGCCGACCGUAUUUUUAUGAACACGGCGCCCCCGUUGGCCGCCGACGGUGUGGCUGGUUUUGGACGGGUCGAU